Molecule: messenger RNA, 6798 nt
Organism: Haliotis rubra (blacklip abalone)
Lineage: Eukaryota; Metazoa; Mollusca; Gastropoda; Lepetellida; Haliotidae
Product: mucin-17-like
Exons: 34
Coding region: 1-5469 (1822 amino acids)
Biological process (GO): DNA damage checkpoint signaling; positive regulation of transcription by RNA polymerase II
Cellular component (GO): nucleus
Molecular function (GO): histone binding
Source: RefSeq, a predicted model, not a curated record
AUGCCUAAAAGUAAAGGCAGAAAGUCGCGCAGUCAGUCGCCUUCCACUGCUCCUAGUAGCGGAUUUGAUAUGUCUCUGAUUACUCAGUUAUUCCAGCAGCACAUGGACUCGGCGUUUUCUUCAUGUUCGGUCUGCAGGCAAAGUAUCCCCCAGGCCGACCGCCAUGAUAAGUGUAUUGUGUGCCUUGAGAAAACCGUCCACACCCCGGACACUUGCGAUAUCUGUAUGGGUUUCUCCCCCCGGGCCCAGAAGAGACGGGCGGCCGACUUCCUAUUCUAUAGGGAGAUGCAUGAGGCGGGAGGGGAAUUGACCCAGGUCCCCCCGUCCAAAGCAAAAAAGCCUAAAAAGAGAUCAGAUUCCCCUAUAUACGAGAGCCAGGAUGAAGAUAUUACAGCUCGAAAGGCAUCUGGGAGUCGUCAAAACUUGCAGAAACUGUUCCCCCCGACACUAUCUCAGGAUGAGGAGACUGACCAACAAGAACACAUUGUAUCCACUCCGUCAGAACAUUUAAGCAGCCUGCAGUUGUCCUGUGAACCUGUGAGAGUGGUGGAGACGGUGGAUGAAAGCCUAGACGUAUUGGCCCCUUCACCUGAAGCAUAUGGCGACAUCCCCAUCAUCAUACCAAGCUCUCCAACUGCUGGGGAGGUCGAACCAGAUGAGUGUGCCUACAACCCAGACGCUGACAAGACACUGGAAGCCGAUGACAGGCAUGCCAAGAGGUACUCGGUGGACUGUCGUGAAAGAUUGCCACCUCCGUCAAAUACUGAUGACCCAAUCACAGUAGAAGAUACAAAUCCUGACCAAGUAGUCUCAGUGGAGGACAAUGCUGCUGAAAAGGAAGAGGAUGAGGUGGUUUUGCUGGACACCAACAUAAGGACUCUGGCAGGGGAGGAGACGCAAGGGGAAUCACUGCACCUCGUAUACACAGUGUCACAGCCAGCAGACAGCAGGGGGCCGUCACAGCAUACACAGAGCAGGGGGCCCUCACAGUCAAAGGUGUCAGAAGCAGGCAGGAGCAGCGAGGAUCAAGGAGUGGUCUGUGCAGAAUGUUGUCCUGAUUCUCAAGACCUGGCUCUGCAUCUGUCGCAGUCACAAGGAGGCUCACACACACCUUCAGCCCAGAUGAACAGUCAGGCAAAGACUGCCUCCCCUCCCGAGAUGGCAGAUAAACGUGGAAGCAGAGCCAGCAGGUCUAAGUCGGCAUCUUCUGAUUCAAAUGGCUUUCAUCUGACAUUGCCUAGAGAUGGUGCUUUGAUUCAUCCCGUCCAAGUUCCUCAGAGUGACAAGGGUGAAGAUAAAUCAAGCUCACCUCAAACGGAUGGAGGAGUUGCUGUUACUGCUGCUGCACCGCCUGUGGCUUCACUGUCUAUAGCGACUCUGGCCUUACAGAGUCAGAGCACAGAGGAGACGACAUUCAGGAUACAGAAGCCCGACCUGCGGAUGUCAGAGGAAGGGGAGGAAGGGAGCGAGGUGAAUGUGUUCAAGAAGACCCGAUCUGGUGUGCGCAGGCGAGUGGAUCAACAACUCCACCUAUCAGAGGAGAGUGAGGAUUUCUUCAACAUAGAAAUGAGCGGGAAGAGGAAAUCAGCACCACCUGGUGAGACCAAGUCUCUGACAGCUGAGAAGAGACCUCGUACAGGGGAGAUAACUCAUAUUGAUGAAGACGCAGAGACCCAGCCUGAUCAGCCUGUCAGUGAGAAAAAGCCUGAUCAGCCUGUCAGUGAGAAAAAGCCUGAACAGGAAAAGGAUGAUGCUCCCGACCCGUUUAGUGAAAACACAGAGACUUAUGAAGUGCCUAAGAAUGUGGAUGUAGAAAUGGUGGAAGAUAAUGUGUCAAGCUCGCUACAGGAAGGAAGCUUAUUACAGCUGCAGGGAACUCCUCAGGGUGGUGUUCCAGCAUCCUUGAGGCAGGAGACUGAAGCUCAGGGGACACUUCUCCAGCAGGUGCAGACGAAAGGAGCUACACAAACUGAUGAAACAGUGAUGGUUCAACCAGGUGCAAGUAGUGGUCUUACAGCCUCUACGCAAUCUCAAAGCAAAACUUGUGCUGCUCCUAAUCCAAGACCCAACACCUCAAAAGAUGAUUUGUCUGCAAAAGAAGUGUCAUUUACAAAUUUGGAAAACACAAAGAGUUCCAGAUCCAAGGAUAACGAAAAGCAGAUGGCUGGGAAAACAGCACAGGUAGACUCGACUUCAGGCUCUACGGCCGACCUUAAGGGAGGUAAUCUCAGUGUGAGUGUUUUGAAGGACUCGGGUAUCGGUGAUCCUCUCAAUAUGACGUCUGUGAUGGAGACAUCACCUCAUGCUGCCCACAGUGUUACUCUGCGAGGAAAUCAUCUGAUCCUUACACCUUCCACGGAUCCCAGUCUCAGCAGCUGGCCACAGAACAGACCACCACCACCAGGGUCGAACCCUUUGCCAACAACUCCAUUAUCAUCAAGAAAAAAACCUGGAAGAGGGUUGAAAAGAGUCAGCGCUAAGAAGAUUGUGAAAGAUGACAGUACCUUGUCUUCAGACUUUAAGGCAUCUGCCAGCAAGUCAAAACCUAAGAAGUUGCGCAGACCUGUCACCAGGAUUCAAAAGUUGCCUGGCAGAAAAACUGCUCUUGUGGACAACCCAGAAGAUGCUCCAGGAGACACUGGUGAGCCACGAGCAGCAGUCACCAGUCCAGGCACAGGUUUUGAUGCUGAUGUGAGUCACUCCCUUCCCAGUCAGAGGUCAACAGAAAGACAUGUAGCAUUCCAGAACAUCCCUGGCAAGACACCAGUAGCAGCAGCAGCAACAGCAGCAGCCUCCUCUGCACCAGCUGCAUCUUCAGAUCUGUCUGACUCCCAGAUGUCCGACCAGCUGACGGAGACGGUGAUCAUCACAAGGAAGAGGAAGACUGUUGAGAUUGAGACAAUCAUUCGUAUAGUCACCAACAGAGAGGGCAAGGUGGUGGGGCGGGUCAAGAAAGAGGAGGAGUGCGGUGAGCCCUCCUUUACUACAACGUUCCACAGUGAGGAGACUAAUGUGUUACCCUUAGUAUCCCCAUCUCGGACUCCAGGUUCCCUCACUCCAGGUGACCUGGCAGAUGUCAGUUCCGGCUUUUCCAGAUCCAACAGCACAGGAUCUAAAGGCAGCAGUCUUGAGAAAGGGAUGACAAGUCUAGAUCUGGCGCCCCUAUCGAGGAGGGAAGACUCCUUGCAGAGACUGCUGACGUCUAGCUCCACCAGACUGUCAUUACCUCACAGCACCUUCUCCAGCAUCACCUCUCCUUCCAUCUCCAGGAACGAAGAUGCCCCUAAACUGACCGUUGCCAGAGAGUCCAACAGAACCCCUGUGUCGGACAUUGUGGAUGAAGGACGAGCAGUGAAGACUCCAGAUGCGUCUGUGAUUGAGAAAACAGACAGUCAUAUAGGUGCAGUUGUCAGCAGCGCCGGUAGUCGGCGUACGUCAGACUCUCUGUUCACGAGUCCUGAAGUCCACAGAGAAGAUGCUGGUGAAGCAGGUCAUCACGGAGAGCAGCGGAGGGAGGUCAGUAACCACCCAAGUUCACCACUGAAGAAACGGCCUGCUGAUUCCAGCCAAGAUUCAUCAACAGAGAUCACCUCAGCUCAGCGACCCCGGACACAGGAGAGUGGUGGGUUUUCUAUACAUGGGUCUGUUGGGCAGCGGAAGCAGGUACAGUCACCACUACAUUUGCUACAGACGACAGACUCAGAUAUUCCACCUUCACAGAACCAGCAAGUUAGAAGGUCUGCUAGGGGAGAGAAGAGUAAAACUACGGAAAACAGCGGUUCUGGAGACAGUCAUAUAAGUCCGCAGAUUCCCUUCCAGACAACCACAGAUGCUGAGCAAGAGCAGGCAGUGCCAGUUGAACAUGCCAGUAGUGCACAGAUUGGAUCCACAGUAAUGGCCAAGUGGAAGGAUGAUUACUUCUACCCAGGGAAGAUUUUGAAAACUGACACAACUGGAAGAUUUUACAUCCGCUUUGAUGACGGAGACCAGAUGUAUGUGAAGGCCAAAGACAUUCUGCUGGUGAAGGUGAUUCCGAUUGGUCAGAGCGUGAUGGUGAUGUCGUCAGACGGCUACUUCGAGUACGGGAUGGUGGUGGAGUAUGUGCAGCAGGGCGAUACAGUCAAGUAUAAAGUGUCACGGGAUGGAGGCGACAUUCAGCAGUGUUCGUGGAGUCAGAUAAUCCUGAGUGAGGGUCAGGCCAGCUGUCUGAUGAGUGAUGAGGAGAUGAGGGUGCCGGCUGCCCCAGGGACAACCACGGAUCCCAAACUGGGGGAUGUGUCACUAGAUAACCUGAUUGUGGGGGAGCGACGGAGGCGGAAGAGAGGUGCACAGGAAGAGGCACAGGGGGAGACACCAGUUCAGAAGAUGGAAAGUAAAGGCAGUCCGGCCCCAGAUGUGGCCAGAAGAUCCCUGAGGGGGAGAUCUGCCGGCAAAAGUGCCCAAAAGGAGCAGAAGGUGCCACCUCCAGAUCCUCCAGACCCUCCAAGUCAUGGCAAGGAGAAAGACCCUCCCUCUCGGGGAAAGAAGCGAAAGCAGCAGGAGGGACCUAUGGCCACCAGUACACCAACACCCAAAGCCAAGAAACCUGCAGACAGUGCAGGGCCAGUGACACCGACCACGUCAGGUAUGGUAGGAGCUGUAGACUCGCCGUCAGAGAGCAGGGGUCGAGCCCGCAGAGUCCGAGUUGGUCUCUUCGACAAAACCAAGAUGGGCGGUCAGGCGUGUUCUCCCUACCUGUUCCAGGGCAUGGUGUUCCUCCUCACUCACGUGGACAAGAGCGCAGAACAGAAACUGCAAGAGAAGAAACUCCUCCAAGACUCCAGCCUGGAAACUUCUACUGAAGAGAGUGGCACUGAUGAAGAAGCAAGCAUUGCUUUUGACAAGGAGAGUCUGAGAACAAACAUCGAGGCGGCUGGUGGCAUUGUCCUGGAGAAGUACAACCAUGCACAGGUUGAAGCAGCAUCCCAGGCCUACCUAGUGGCAAGCACGUUCCAGAGAACGGUCAAGUACUUUCAGUGUCUAGCAGCGGGCAUUCCUUGUGUGUCCCAUCAGUGGAUCAUACACUCCUGUACAGAGGGCAGGCUGCUGGAUCACAAGGCAUACAUCCUGCCCGCUGGCAUCAGUCUGGAGAGAAGGAAACUCAUGGAAUGGAACCCUGGCGGCAGCUGUCUUGGAGGUCUUCAGGUGAUGGUGGCAUCCACUAAUGUCAAGUUCCAGGAUACUUGGCGGUCAAUACUGACCAUCUCCAGGUGUCACCUGGUCAACAGAUUGCCCAUCAAGAACAAAACAGAAGAUUCGGUGAAUGUUAUUGUCACUGAUUCAGACUGCCCAUCGUCAGUACUCCACCAAGCCAAGCAGCUCAAAAUACCCCUGGUCUCCACGGAGUGGGUGAUUCAGUGCCUUAUAAACGGUCACUUGUUGGGCUACACGACACACCCCCAGUAUAAACAUGACUACCAGGAGGGCUGACCCACCUGGUGUCACACCGUCUCCAGGACGUGGUUGAAUGUGACAUCUCAGUGUUGAUAGAGAAUGGAUUGACCAUUCUGACCACAGACUGUUACCAUGCAGAACAUGCAAUCUGUAAAUGAUAAUAUCAUGGGAUAAUAAUAUAUUUUGAUACAGAGGAUGAAUGAUUGAUAGUAAUAUGAAAUAUUAAUGUUAGAUUAACAGGGUUGAAACAUAACUAGUUAUGCAUUUAAAUAAACUACUUUCAGAAAUGAAAGCAAUGAAUUGAAUGCGCAGUGCACGACACCAUGAAGUACCCUACUAAUGACCAAUACAAUACGUGGGUAUGUUUGGGUAUGGAUGUUGAUAUCCAAAGAUGACAGCCACAGAGUUUAAAGCCCAGCUGCGGAUUGUUGCCUGGAACUAACAUAUAUUCAUAGCAAUAGAAUAAAGCUAUGCACACUGCUGACUUGAUCUACACAUACUUCUGUAGCCAGUUCUGCUUCCAGUGUCUACUACUUUCACAUCCGUGUUUGUGAGCCCAUAUUGGAGCUGCAAAAAGGCCCUCAUCAAGCACAUCUCGUUCAUGCCAUAAGCUAAGAUAAACUGCAAUGCAGAAGGGGGGUUUGAGGGUUGGAAUGCAUGUUUCAUUUUCCAUGUUAUAUUCACAAAAUUUGAGAGAUGGAAGUUGUAUAGUACCCAGAUUCAUUUCAAAUUGAUCUCAUGAUUUUCGUUUUACUUUAUGGACAGGAGUCUACAUGUAAUGGUCAUUUGUGUUUAGUGAGUGAGCGAGUUUAGUUACAUGUCACUUAAUUAGCAAUAUUACGGCGAGGGACACCAGAAAUGGGCUUCACACAUUGUACCCAUGUGGGGAAUCGAACCUGGGUCUUUGGCAUGACGAGCGAACGCUUUAAUCACUAGGCUACCCCACCGGCCCUUUUUGUGUUUAGAGAACAACAAGCCAGGUACAACAGAUUAUGGAUUACAUCCCAGGUGUAUGAAUGGUGUAAACCCUGAACCUCAUUGUUAUCUUGUUUUUGAGGAUAUGAAGGAAAAUGUGUGACACAACAACCCCAGAGAAACUGUCCUGGUUCAGGUGACUUUAUGCCAUGACAUAGUGAUGUCAUGAACAACAAAGGACAUAUUCUAUCAGGACAUUUUGGAUCUUCCGUUCUGAUUCAUCCACCAGUUGUAUCAAAUCUAUGUCAGAUCAUGAUCUUGCUUAUGACUGCAUUAUUGCAAAGAAAAUAUUCAGAAUCACUUCUUUGACAAACUUAACUGUUUUUCAAUUUCAAACUGUAUUCUUACUUCUUUGAGUUUGCUGAGUAAAAAGUUGUGGUACAUACAUUA